CGACGAAGCGCGCCAGUGACGCUGUGGGUGCUGCAGCAGUCGGUUCGUCAGCGGCGACAUCAUGGAGACCAAACCGGUUAUCACCUGCCUCAAGACCCUCCUCAUCGUCUAUUCCUUCGUCUUUUGGAUCACCGGCGCCAUCCUGCUGGCGGUGGGCGUCUGGGGCAAGUUGAUGCUGGGCCCGUACAUCUCGCUCAUCGCCGACAACUCCACCAACGCCCCCUACGUGCUCAUCGGCACCGGGACCGUCAUCGUGGUUUUCGGCCUGUUCGGAUGUUUCGCCACGUGCAGAGGAAGCCCGUGGAUGUUGAAGCUGUACGCCAUGUUUCUGUCGCUGGUCUUCCUCGCCGAGUUGGUGGCCGGGAUUAGCGGAUUUGUCUUUCGCCACGAGAUAAAGGGGACCUUCCACAGGACGUACACCGACGCCGUCCUCAACUACAACGCUGACGACGAGGCGAGCCGCGCCGUUGACAGCCUGCAGCGCAGACUGCGCUGCUGCGGCGUGCGCAACUACACCAGCUGGUUCGGCAGCGUGUAUUAUCCGUCCAACGGCGUUCCCGCCAGCUGCUGCGUCAACGCGAUGGACUGCAACCCGGACGACCUCCGCAACGCGACCGUGGCCCCCGGCAAAGUUUAUCACCAGGGCUGCUACGAGCUGGUCACUUCAUUCAUGGAGACCAACAUGGCCAUCAUCGCGGGUGUCACGUUUGGCAUCGCCUUCUCGCAGCUGAUUGGCAUGUUGCUGGCCUGCUGUCUGUCCAGGAUCAUCACAGCCAACCAGUACGAGAUGGUCUAGCUGACGUCACGUGGCAGUGAGGUGAAGAGAAGAUGAAAAAAACAAAAAAAGAGACAGACGAGAGUACUUUUGUUUCCUUGAAUGAUCUCAAAACAUCUCAUUUCCGCCUGCAAGCGACCCGCCGCUGUGCGUGCCACACGCCACGCUGGCACACCGGCGCCGGCUGCACUCAAAGCGUCGCCUUCGCGCACAUUUCACACUUGACUUGAUGCUUUUCAUUCGCGGUAGACCGACGCCAUCAUUGAAAAACGGCUCCUGUCUUUAGAUUCUCAAGGAGACACAGUUCCACGCUUAUUAAAUCUGCCACCCGACAGUAGGGGGAGCUGUUGCGCUCCAGUUCUCCCCCCCCCCCCCCCAAUUUAUUUCUGAAAAUGGCAUACAAAGGAUCAUUUGCAGGAACUGUGCGAGUAUUAGGAGAACACCGAGAAGAAAAUAACACAAUUUGCGAAGGAUAAAAAUACGUAUUAAGUUACUUAGAAUAAUAUUUUUUAUUUUUUUCCCCCAAGAAUCGUUAUGGAUUAAAGACAACACUCGCAGCUGUAGUCUGUUUUAGUUUUGUAAUAUUAUGAUUUUACACUUAAAUAAACCUUUUCUUGCAUUGGGACUUUUCUCCUACUUUUAAGACUUUGCUCUUGCAAAAUAUAAUUCUUUCUCAUAAUAAUGACAUUUUCUUUCUCAUGUUACAACCUUAUUGGUCUAACAUCAAAAAUCUUAUGAUUCUAUUUUUGUAAAAUGACUACUUUUCUCAUGUUACAAAUUGUAUGAUGAGAAUUGGGUAAAAUGAUGACUUUCCUUGGAAUGUUAAAUUUUUCUCCAAUUACAACUUUCCCCUGGAGUUUAUUAUUUUUUAUUUUAUUUUAAUCAUUGAUUUUUUUUAAAGUAAAAACAUUGUCCUCAUAUCCCAACAUUUUUGUAAUAAUAUACUUGAUUCUUGUAAAAUGUUUGUUAAUUUAAAACACAUCUUUUAAAGAAUCACUUUUCUCAUAAAUGACCUUUCUUUGGGGGACUUUUGCGACUUGUCAAUUUGAAUCCCCCAACAUGAGUUUUUUCUCGUAUGACAUCCAUAGUCUUUUUAAAAAAAAUCCCCCAAAAAAAUCUCAGGUCACAAAAAUGGACUUUUUCCCCUGAAUCUUCUCACUUGGUUUUCUAAUAUUGGACUUCAUUCCCAUCAAAUAAAAAUGUGAAAUGGACUAUUUUAUCCCAACAUUGCAACUUUUUUUCCGUUCUCAACGUUGUUCUCCUAAGUUGCCCAAUUUCUUUGCACCCUUGCGACUUUAUUACGGCCAAUGCAAUUCCUUUUCGGUUGUAAUAUUACACCGAAAGCAGAAAUUAUUUGAAAAGAUCUUUGAUGCUCCCCGAGUGACAGACAGUGUGUUGUUAUGUGUGUUGUGCAUCAACACGCCGCCGUUUCCAUCAUCAUCAUCAUCAUCAUAUCUGUAGAUAUGUACUGUAAAUGUAAUUUAUAAUACUAACGAUGAUGUAAUGUUUCAUUGUAAUAUGAUAAUUGGCUGCGUUUAAUCUACUGUUUAGUCGUAUUUGUUUGCACCGACUAGUAACUAGUAGUGGCUGCUGUUGUGACGUAGACUUCUAGUAGGGUUUGGCAUUGCAGCUUCAACAAGUGAUUUUUCUCCUUAUUUUUAUUUUUUUAACUCCCCCCGAACUAUUUUCCUUCUGUUAUUUAGUGGCUCUUGAGUUCUUCAGUAGUUAACAGUGGAUUUUGUUUGUUUGUUUUUUAACUAGUUGCUGUUGUACACUGCUUUGAGUACAUGUAUGUUGUUUUAUCUUGCAUAUGUACUAAAAAAAACAAAACAAAACAAAACAAAAAAAUACUAAUCCCAAAACUGUAAUGCCAUCCAUCUUGCACGCGGGGUCACCACACAUGGACACGCUCAAAAACACCAUACUGUCUAAUAUUGACAACGUCACCGUCUGUGGUCUUAAUAUUAUCAAUAAAUUGACAAA
Messenger RNA from Phycodurus eques (leafy seadragon), 2758 nucleotides. RefSeq names its product tetraspanin 7b (gene tspan7). Gene Ontology annotation, cellular component: membrane. NCBI's taxonomy places the organism in Eukaryota, Metazoa, Chordata, Actinopteri, Syngnathiformes, Syngnathidae. The coding region runs from base 62 to 796 and encodes 244 amino acids. The transcript is spliced from 8 exons. The record is from RefSeq and is a predicted model, not a curated record.